AUGGCGCCGCGCGUCCGGACGGCCGCAGCCGUUGCCAACGACGACGAUGCGGCGGCGGAGGAGGAGGGGGAGCCGGCAGCAGCCACGCGGCGGCGGCGGCGGCGGCGGUCCCAUCGCAAGUCGAGGGGCGGGUGCGCCGAGUGCAAGCGCCGCCACAUCCGGUGCGACGAGCAGCGCCCCGUGUGCGCCCACUGCACCGCCGGGCGCCGGGCCUGUCUGUUCCCCGCGCCGCCGCGGCCGCCGCCUCCCGGGGCGGGGCGGGGAACCGGCGGGGAGGGCCGCGAGGCGUUGGCGGCGGCGGACGGGGAAGGCCCCCGUCUCUCGGACGGCGCCGGCUUGGAUGGCGGGGAGCGGAGCGGGGCUCUCGGCUCGGCGCCGGUGCCCUCACCCGACACCUCGGCGUCGCAAGUCCCUCCUCCUCCAUAUUGGUCUCGUCACUGGCAGCAGCACCAGGAGCAGCAGCGGACAGGCCACGACAGCGCCUCGCCCGGCAACGGCCAAGCCCCGCCGCCGCCGCCGUACACGGCUCAGCAUCUCGUCCUGCUGCACCACGCGGCCACGGCCCUCGGCGACCACGCCCAGGCGCGCCGACAAGCCCGGCAGAUCGUCGACAUUGCCGUCCGCCACGCCGUCGACGCCCCCUAUCUCAUCGACCAGGUCCUCGCCCUGUCCGCCCUGCACCUCGCAACAGCCACUGCCAUGGCCAGCGGCAGCAGCAGCGGCGGCAGCAGCAGCAGCGCGAGGACACCAUCUCCGGCUUCGCCCGCACCCACACCCGUCGUCUCCCAGCCGCCGCCGCCGUCGUCGUCUUCCUCCCUCCUCCCGCAGGGCAUGACGACCCCAUCCGCCCUGCGGCACACGGCGACGGAGCUCCAGACGCGAGCCGUCGCCUGCUUCACCCGCCUCACGAGCACCGCCCAGAAUCAGCAGCAACAGCAGCAGCAGCAGCAACAGCAGCAGCAGCAGCAGCAACAGCAGGCCGGCGAGGCAACCGCCAGCUCCAUCCCGCGCUUCCUCUUCGCCAGCACCCUCAGCCUGCACGUGCUGGCCGAGGCCCUCGCCGACGUCGGCCGCCUGCCCUUCCACCGCUUCGUCGACGGCUUCGUCGACUGUCUGCGCCUGCACCACGGCGUCCGCGCCGUCAUCCGCCCGACCUGGGACCACCUGCUGGGCUCCGAGAUCGAGCCGCUGCUCAGCAUCACCCGCGCCGCCCACGCCCGCGCCGCCGCCCGACAAGACGCCUCCGACCCCGCCGCCCGCCGCGACGAGUGCCGCCCCCUGGCCUCCCUCCUCGACGCCUCCGACCUCGGCCCCUCGACCCUCGCCGCCUGCCGCGACGCCGUCGCCACCCUGCAGUGGGCUUUUGACCUCUACGCCAACCUCGACGACGACGUCGCCGGCGGGCCCCACGCCGUCUCGGCCUUUUGCGUCACCGUCAGCCUGGACUAUGUCGACGCCCUGCAGCGCCACCAGCCCGAGGCCCUCGUCAUCCUCGCCCACUGCGCCGUCCUGCUGCACCGAUGCCGCGCCCUUUGGAUCUUUGGCGACGCCGGCGCCGCCAUGAUCCGCGCCAUUGGCCACCACCUCGGCGGCUACUGGGCCGACGCCAUGGCGUGGCCGCUGCAGCUUGUCAGCGAGGACAACGGCUGA
Molecule: messenger RNA, 1650 nt
Organism: Hirsutella rhossiliensis
Lineage: Eukaryota; Fungi; Ascomycota; Sordariomycetes; Hypocreales; Ophiocordycipitaceae
Product: fungal zn(2)-Cys(6) binuclear cluster domain-containing protein
Exons: 1
Coding region: 1-1650 (549 amino acids)
Biological process (GO): regulation of transcription by RNA polymerase II
Molecular function (GO): DNA-binding transcription activator activity, RNA polymerase II-specific; zinc ion binding
Source: RefSeq, a predicted model, not a curated record